AUGGUACGGGCGCCUAAAAACGAUGGAGUGCCCGUCAAAUUGGAUGUGACAUCAGCAGACUCAUCGUCACCACCAGUGUCACCACCGCGACCACCAGCCAAACCAGACCUGAAAGGAGAUCGUUUGAAUUUGCUGUUACUGAUACUGUUGUACACCAUCCAAGGAGUUCCAUUCGGUUUUACCGUUACGGCAUUGCCGAUAAUCAUGCAAAGCAAGAAAGUAGUAUCUUAUGAAGAUCAGGUAAGCGAUAGUAAUAAUAUUAAAAUUAAAAUUAAAGACCGAUUACAUUUUGAAUGGGGAAACAAAAGGUUUCCCGAACAAUUUUAAAAACGAACAAUUUUUUUCACAACUGUUUUUUUUUAUUUCUAAAAAAUAUAAGAAGGCGGACAUGCAUUACUCCAUGAUUAGGCCACUAUAGUUGUAAAUGGGUACUUCGGAAGGUAGAUAUUAUAGAGUAAUUUUGAUUAUAAACUGAAUGUACAAAGUAAAUUAUUGGAGAAGAAAAAGGAAGGAUUCUGAGUGGAGUAAUAAAAAUUAUGAUUUUUCAGCUGUUGCCAAGGUAAACCAAAAAUCAACAAAUAUAAAAAAGACCUAGAGGAUAAACUGUUGAGAAUUUCGAUACAUUUUUUCAAAUAAAAUACUACUAGCUGAAAACCAUACAUCAUUUAUGGCAGGUAUUUCUUGAAAUAUCAGAGUAUUGAAAUUAACCAAACAAUUUGUUUCUGAUAAAAAAAAAAAAAACAUAUUUUUAUAAAACUAUAAAGCUAUUUAGCUAUAACCUAAAAUACAAUUUUUAUCGGAUAAUAACACGUGAAUGGGUGGGAGGGGUACUUGUCAUUCAAAGCAUAGGGAUUAAAAUAUAAAAUUUUGGCUCUCCCAAUAAUGCAUAGAUAAAAAUUUAUGUAUAAAAAGAUCAUAAAUCCCUUAUGAAUGAAAAUAUCAAAAUAUUAAAAUUUUAAAUAAAAACGACUUCAUUAUAUUAUGUCAUAAGUAACAUUAUAGUUUCAAAAAACCAAUCGAAAUUGAUUAUAAAUCUGUGACAUUCCUAUUCACUACAUAAAUUACGUUUAGUUUGUUAUGUAAUAGUCUGUGGCAAUACUUUAUGUCUACAGAAAUCGAAUUUAUUUCAUUUUACUUUUAAUUUAUGUCUGUAUCCUACGGCGGACCAUUAAAUCAGUGCUUGAAAUGGAUACAAUGAUAAGUUAUGAUUUAACACGUAUUCCAUUUCAAGCACUGUUUGAAGAAUUAAAAAUCGGCUAAAACAUGGAUUCAAUGAAAAUUUUUUUUUUUUUGAUCAUUAAACGGUUUACAACGAAAAUAUAAUCGAAAAUAAUUAAACAAUUAAUGCGGUCAACCUUUUUCGUUUUUCCUAUGGGUUUUUCCUAAUUAUCAAGAAAACUAUACAAAAAGGACGAGCAUGCUUCACUCGUGGGUGCAGCCACUGCUGUAUGUAAGAAAUUUUGAAGUUAGACUACAGACGGAAAUUUAAUGUAUAUCUGUAAGCAACGAUAAACUAUUGCUAACGAAAAAACGAUCCUGAGCCGAAUUCAGUUGAUAAUGUUGCUUUUUCAACAAUAUAAUGUGUGGUAUUAUGUCAUAUUACGGUAAAAUGAUUAAAACAAUGUGUGUUUCCAAGGCAAUAAUAAUUGUUUGAAAAAAAAUAACAAAAUAAAAACUUAAUAAUAACAAAAAAUAAAUGAACACGGUUGCCAAUGAAAAUCUUAUUUUUAAUCCUUCAAUCUUUUUUAACCAAAAGGCUGAGAUUUUCCUUAUUAUCUCGAAUAUUAAUGAGAAUUUCAAAAAAUGAUCUUUCUAAAGUACCACCCAGAGAAAAUUUCCUUUCGGAAAAGGUGUUGUACUUGAUAAUCGGAGUAUGCUUUCUAGUAGAAAAAUGUUCAUAAAAAAAAAAUUUUAAAAAAAUAAACACCAUUGUAAAUAUAUUAUUAUAUACCAAUAAAACAAAAUUCUCUUUUAAAAAUAUUUUACUCAUAAGAUUUGGCCUGAUGUUUUUAGUAGAAAAGAAAAUUAUAUUUAUAUUGAUGUAAUUGGUGCGUAGGUACUUGAAAUAUGGUAAAUCUUAAAUAUGGUAAAAUAUGGUUAAUGCGAGUUCUCUCGGUAAAUUAUUUCUCCAACAAAUUUUCCAAAUAUCAAUGUCGAGAGUAUCUGUUUAAAUUUCAAAUUCAUUAUUCUAGUUUUUGUAUGUUUCAUUCAACAAAAAAAAAUUAUUUAUACCUACCUCACUUGCUCAAAACAAGGGUUUCUUAAAUUUGUUUAUUCAAAUUUAAAUCUGAUUUCGCAAUAAAUUCCAUUUCUUAAAAAAUAAAGAAAAAUCAAUAAAAUCGUAUAAAAGGGCAUGAUAAUAAAUAUUAUUUAAUAAAAUAAUUAUAAUUCUCCCUCACUCGAGUAAACUACUAUUAUUAAAUUCGUUCCUUUUUUUUUUUUUGGACAGAUAAACAAUGAUUUUUAUAAGCAAUUGUUUUUUUUAAGUAUAACUAAUUUAACAAAGCAGACUUCUUACGUUAAUCACUGUAAACUUGUAUACUAAAACACUAUUUUGAACUAAAUGAUUUUACUCUAAAACAGUUUUUGUUUUAUUAGAGUAAUUUUUACAAUUUGAUUUUUUUUCUUCAAAUACAUGAUGAAAACCCGUAACAAAAAUUGAACACAUACCAAGUUUCACUUAAAUCCUAGGAAUAAAUAAAAUAUGAUUUAGGUACUUUCAAAAAUUUUCGAAUGUAUUUAAAUAUCGACGUCCUAUCCAUACCAAUCCAACAUAGUAAUCCACUCGACACAUGAUAAAAUAAUAUGUAAUCAUCUUUAGUUUAGCGCUACAAAAGUAUUUUAAUGGUAAAUAUGUAAUUACGAAUGACAGUGAAUCGUGAUGAAUCAUUUUUUCCUUUACGUUCUAGGCUUUAUUCAGUUUGGUGUUAUGGCCGACUAACAUGAAACUGUUUUGGGCUCCGUUAGUGGACUCGAUUUAUGUGCAGUGUAUAGGCAGACGGAAAUCUUGGCUCAUUCCCGUCCAAUACUUGAUGGGUAUGAUAAGUUUUAAAUUAAAUUAUGUUUAAAAAAAAAUUAUUUAUAUAUAUAUAUAUCUCCACGUUGAGAUACUUAAAAACUUGACAUUAUAAUCACUUAAUUCAAUUUAGUUAGACACCGUGUUUAUUAAACUAUGUGUGAUGAGUGAUGGCAAAUUUUAAGUUCACGUAUCAUUACAAUGCAUAACUCAUAUCUUUAGCAAUUUUUUUUUUACGCUGUUUUCAAAAUUGUAUAAUAUAUUAUAUACCUUCUUAUAAGCUGUAAGCUGUAGUUGGAAAUCAAAUUUCGCUUUUUCAGUGACUUGACAUUAUGAUAUUUUUAAAUUAGAUUUGAAUAGAAAAUAAUUGUUUAAAAAUAUUUGUAAUUUACGAAUAUAAUAUUAUGUACAGACUGACAAUCUAUCGUUUAUAAUGAUUUACAGUUUGGACUUAUGGAAUAUUGAGAAAGGUAUACAUUUGUUAUCUUAUAUUAGAUUAGGUUUACCUACCUUCUCUUCUCUAGUCUUCUACAAUAAAUUGUUUAAAAUAUUAUAUUUUAUAAAUCAACAAACAGUAGGUCCAAUAUUCAACUAAAGAACAUCUCAACUAUUUGAUACCAACCUAAAAUAAUAAAGACUAAUUUAUGUAUAUAUAUUUUUUAUUAUACAUACAGAGUGAUAUAUUAAGUAAACUCGCCCAAUUUUUAGGUGAAAAUUAUGCGUAUAUUCAAAUUAUGAUUUUUUGGAAUGUUUAAGUAUAAUUAAAAAUUAUAUUUUCGUAUACUUAAAUUUUUACAACAUUUAAAGGAAUAUGAACUAUAAUAAUUUAUUAUACCUAUUAUAUUAUUAUAUUAAACGGAAGAUAAACAAAAGAAAAGAGACACUCCUAUAAAUGUAUGUGAAAAAUGUGAUUUUUAUGUACCAAAAAUAUUUUUAACGCAUUUGUUCCAAUAAAUACCUACUUUAUAAUACGAAUAAUUAUUUUUGACCAGGAGCGAUAUUACUGUUUUCUGCCAGUUACAUCAACGACUGGUUGCCCGAAGCAGGCAAACCAAAUCUAAUGGUGCUAACGUUCGUGUUCUUCGGACUUAAUUUUUUGGCCGCAACCCAGAACAUAGUUAUUGACGGUUGGGCACUUACCAUGUUAAAAAAGUAAGUAUAAUUGAGUAUAAUAUUUUUCUAAACGUCGUGUGUAAUAUCUCCAUAUAAAAAUAAUCUACCUAUAAACGUUAUAUAAUAUCCAACCAACGGGUUACCUAGCCUGUUACCGAUCAUGGAAAGUAUUUAAAUGACUAUUUUCGAAUACAUAAUUACUUUUUUUUGUUUUUUUAAACCGUGUCUCAUAUUUUUCUCGUGUUUUACUGGAUUUUUUUUUCAAACCAAAAAUAUAUGAUAACACUUUAAAGAACGCAUUUUUCGUGUGGUCAUUUAUAAAUAGUAUUUUUUUUUUUUUUUUUACAUAGAUCCAAUGUAGGUUAUUCGUCGGCGUGCAGUUCAUCGGGUUUUGCAAUCGGCAUAAUGCUGGGUUCCGUGGUUCCCGUUCUGCUCACAUCCGAAGACUUUUGUAGUAAAUACUUAUCGCGAAUUAUUACUACAUCACCGGGAGGCGUAACAACUCUGGAAAGUAAGUAAGUAAAGUGACAUACACAUAUAAUAUUGGGUUGUAUUCAUUUUACGGUUUUUAAUCACAGGUUUUAAUUAAUGUACAUUAAAUAAAUUCAAUACAGUUAGGUUUACCUUACCUGACUAAGUAAAGUCGACAAUUUAAGUAACUUUUUAAGUCCAUUUUAGGGGGAGAGGAGCGAGAAAUGUAUUAGUUUUAUAUUGAUUUUUUAAUUCUUUUGUGAAAUACUUUUCUACCCGAAAUCUUGCUCCGAUGUAUCAAGUGUAAUACCUUUACUAAAGGGAAAUUUUAUCUGAGUGGUACUUAAAAAAGGUUAUUUUUGAUUUCACAAGAGGUUUACAUAAUGAUUGGGAAAACUCGAAUUAAACGUAGGAAAACGGGAUCAUUUUGAAAAUGUAUAACUUUCAAUUUUGUUAUUUGUUAUGAUUCAAUUAAUUAAAAUUCCUAGACAAUAGAAAUUUUGACGGAAAAAUUAUAUUUACUUUUUCUAGACAUAGCAACAUUUUUAAAACAUUUUUCUAUUUUUGAGCUAUUUAUAGGCAUUUUAAUUUUGCGAGUUUUUUACAUAAUUCUUAUUUAAUAUGUAUUCUGUGGACAACAUUGAUUGACUUAACAGAUAUGCUUGAAAAUUUAACUGGAGGUUCAUUGUAAGGCGUAUUUUAUGGUAAAAAAAAAUUGAGUCUUUUAUAGUAUUUUUUUUAUGAGAAUUUUAGUUUAAAUUUUGAACAAAAUCGUUAAUAUAACGGAUUUACAAAACAUGCAUAACUAAACUCCGCUCACAAUCGCUCACAAUUAAAUUCCCUUCUAUAUCCUAUUUUUCAAACUUCUUAUCUACAACAGCUCACCCAUCGUGCGAAGUAUAUCUAUUUAUUUAAUUUUAUAGUUUUGGUAAAAUUGUUAUCGUCACAGUAUCCAUAAUAAAAAUGCUUAAAUUAUGAGUUGGUGAUUUUAAAUAAAAAUCAGAAUGUUCAAUGUUAAACAUAAGUUUAUCCCGAUUUUUUCCGGGAAUAUCAAAUUAUAUUUAUUUGAAGUCGGAACUCUGCACAAAUUGUCGAGUGAAAACAAAUAUGGAAUACAAUUUAUUGCAUUUUAUGCGAUGCGAUACCUGUUCAAAUAACUAGUGUACAGAUUGUAAAUUGAAUAUUGUGUUAAAAUCAAAUGAAAUUAAAAUUGAUAUCAUAAUGUUGAUUAUAUUAUAAUUCAAAAUUAACUAGCUAUUCAAUCAAUUUGAAAUGACAAUACAAAUAAAAAGUCAAAACGAAUUGUAUAGUAUUUUUUUUUUACAUAAACUAUUUAUAUAUAUAAAUAUAUAAACUGUCAUAAUAUUUUCAUUCCUGUCUAAAAAAAAUGAAUUAUAAUAAUUUCGACUUUCAUAGGAUAUUUGUUUGUUUGGGGUAUUUUAUGCAUUGCGAUCACUUCGUUAAUCGGCAUAUUUAAAAAAGAAAAGGACAAUAGGUUGGAGGAAAACCACAUACAGCUCACCAUCGUUCAAAAUUAUAAACUAGUCUGGGACAUUUUGAAACUGCCUAGUAUCCGUGUAUUGAUAAUAGCGUUGAUUACGAUGAAGGUAAUUGAAACGGAACAUUUUAAAAUAAAUAACAUUAUAAAUUUGAGGGUUUAAAACCCGUUUACGUCCGUUUGCCAAUGUUAUUUAUUUAUUCUGUAAUUAAAUGUUGUAUAAUGUCUAUAUAAUGUUAUAAAAUGUUUUUUUUUUUUUUUUUUACAUUUAUUCAGGUCGGAUUUUCCGCAAUGAGAAGUUCUUUGGCGUAUUUGAAACUGGUUGACGUCGGCGUUCCUAAAGACGAUAUUAUGGUUUUGACUUCGGCAAUGUUUGCGGUGAAAAUUUUAACGCCAAUUGUUGUAUCCAAGUACACUUCGGGUACGAAACCGAUGAGCGUGUGUAUGAACGUAAUUCCGAUCAGGUACCACAAACAAUAAUUGCACGUACAUAAUAUAUUGCAGUGCGUCAUAAUAACGUACCUUUAUGACUUCAUAACCUACACCUGCGUCGAUUUAAUUACCGUAACAUUAGCAUCAAGUUAAUUUUAAAAUGGUCUGAUCAUUAUUUAUAGUAGGCAUUACUACCUUUAACUAUCCAGAGCCAUAUUUAAUGGUAAGCUUCAUAGGCUGUAGGCAUUGGGUCCAAAAAAUCCUAAUAAACAAAAAAAAAGUGUUCCUGUACCUGCGGUAGAACCUACACAUAAUGAGUUAGCUUAGGGGCCAAUGUAUCCUAACAACUACUCUGCAUCUAUCUGUUUAUUAGCUAUACGCAGGACCGAAAAACCUCCCUCCCCUAACGUUUAUUUUUCAUUGGCCGAGUAUUUCUUGCAAUUGUAAAUAGUGUACUUUUACUCGUUUCGUCAUUUUUAUCGUAUAUCUUUUGCGUAUUAUAUUUAUCAACUUUUGAGUAUUAUAUAAUUCCAUCCCUAACACAUAAACCGUAAUUUUAUACGGUUUUGUACUACGGCAACCGUAGAAUACGACUAAUACUCGUACCUAUAUCAAAUAUAUUAUAUUCUAACAAACAUCAGCUAACGCUCAAACAAACCGUAAAAUACCGUUACUUUUUUUAAUUGGUAUCCUAUCCAUUACCGCAACCCCAAAAAUAAAGUACGAGAUUGACCAGACCUAAACACUGUAUUUAAUGUCACUAACUGAAUAUUAAGUAUAACUAAUAAGUAUUAUUCGAUUAUUAAACGAUUUUCAUUUCAGGUUACUGUGGGGCUUCGCAUAUGUUUUAUUAAUUUAUAUCACUCCCUUUUUAAUCAAACGUGAUGACGGAACCAUAAACAUACCGAUGUAUUACUAUUUGAUUUUGGGAUUGAUAACCGCGAUAAAUGAGGUGAGUUAUUAAUGAUGCACUUAUGUGGGAAUAAUAUCGACACUCGAUAUUAUUAAAAAGCCUCAAAAACCCGGUGCCGUAUAAACUAUUAUAGAAUACGAUUAAAAUAUAUGGGUGGAUGGGUUGUGGAUUCUUGGGUGUUGAUUAAUUAAUAUAACACAAAUUAUUAUGGUUUUACAAAAUAAAAUAUUACAUGUUAAAUUCUUAGCAUUUCUAGUAAUACAAUAUAAACAAGCAAAACGUCUAGGUUUUAGUGAGUUUUUUGGAUACGCCAGUGUUUAUGUAUAAAGAGUUGAAAAUAAAUCUUUAAAAGUGUUGUAGACUGCAGAAAAUGUAUAAAUCUCAAUAUGAACACCAUUAUAGAAUCAAUUUGGUGAAGCCUUGUUUUUUAUAGAUAGGUGUAAUAGGGUGAGGAUAUUUUUUUGGUAGGUGAGGAAAAAAUAAAUUUGGCGAUUUAAAGUAAAAGGAAUUUCGUGCCAUUAUAAUAGUUAGCGUUUUUUAGUACAUAAAAAAAAUUAAAGUUAAGCGUAAUGUCAUAAUUUUUUUUUUUUAAUUGUAUAGUGAUCAAAUUUAUUUUAAAAAAUCCGUUGAAAGCACGAAACAUUUAAAAUUAUUUUAUAAUUAUAUUUAUUAAUAAAAUUUGGUUUUAAAGAAGAAUUUUCAAUUUUCAAUAUACAUUAGUUUUAGACAGUUUUAAAAAAUUGUAAUGGAGUUCAGAAGCUGUCAGUUGUCGGAUUGUGGUCGGGCGGCCACUACAUCGAUCCUUCUGAGAUCCCAAUUACGAUUUUAAAACCAUACAUACCAUAAAAUCAUCAUACAAACUAAAAUAAAAAUAAAAUUGAUUUUAGCGGUCUGAUGGGCAAAAAUCGUAUUUCUAUACUACGGAAGAUGGUGAAAAAUAAUGGUCAUCUUUUAUUUUUUUGGUGAUUUGUAUGAUGGUAUUUGUGUUUGUACUAAAUAUUAUAAUUUAUAUUAUGUCUAUAAUAAUAUCAAAUUUCUAAUUUAUAUUUUAUUUUUUUGUACAUAUUUAGGCACUUUUAUACAUUAUGUCAGUUGCCGCAGCAGCUUUUUUCUUCCGUAUAAGUGAUUCGCGUUUUGGUGGAACAUACAUGACACUGUUGAACACCGCCUCGAAUUUGGGAAUGGUAUGGUCAGCAUCUUUCGGACUGAAAGUCAUGGACUUUUUAACGUUCAGCAAAUGCUCGAGUGAUCCUCAAAAUAAUAAUUGCUCGACUGUGGAUUUGAAAAGCGUAAGAUAUAAUUGUGUAUAGUAUUAUGAUAUGACAGAAUUAUAUGCUUUAAAAAUAAAUAAAAUGUGCCUCUAAAAUAUAUUCAUAAAAUCAAAUUGUUAAUUCUAAUAUUUUAUUUCAUUAAUUCAUUUUCUACGGAAAAUUUUCUUCAGACUGAAUAUAAAAAUUCUUCAAUAUUUUUUUUUUAAUGAAAAAAAAACUAAAAAUACUUUAUAAAAAUAAAAAUUGUUGUUUAUGUUAAAUUGUAACGCCUAUUUAACUAAUUUUAGUGAUACAAACAAUAUUUUAUGUAAAACUCGAGUUCUAGAGUUAUCAGCUCACCUGCUCAUAUUUAUUAAUCUUGAAAAAUUGUUUGUAAUUCUCGAUUCAUUAAGUUAUAAAUCAGGGCACUUAAUUAAUUUUAAAGAAAAAUGUUCUCUUAAAAAUUUACGAAAUUCAAAAAUAUGGAAAAAAAAAACUCAAAAUUUACAAAUACAACAUUUUUUAUGGAAUUUUUAGACCUUAAUACACUUAAUUUUGUUUUAAACUACCGAUUUAUCUGACAAACCAAUAAAAAUAUGCCAAAGCUGUAUACAUUUCUGCGCUGAUGAUUAUUUAUCCAAUACAGGUUUUCAGUAAAAUGUUUUAAUUCGUCUUUCAUUUGUGUUUAAGAUGUGCGGUAAAAACGGUGGCGAUUGCGUUACGGUUGUGGAUGGUUAUUAUGUGGAAAUCGUCCUGAGUGCGGUCAUCGGAUUCGCUUGGUACUUUGUUUUCAAAAAUAAACUGAUCAAAUUUCAAACCGAAAGCUCGUCCCGUUGGUUGGUGUACAGUAGUAAAUCGGGCACGGACAAUGUCAAAGCCUCGAGCUCUGUAGACUGA
This is a messenger RNA of Cinara cedri, 9590 nucleotides long. The record is from the annotation of a GenBank genome assembly. NCBI's taxonomy places the organism in Eukaryota, Metazoa, Arthropoda, Insecta, Hemiptera, Aphididae.